GGUCACCUCCGGCUGCGCACGCAGAACCAGCAGUGUAUAAAGCCGAGGCGGUUCGUCGCACCAGCUGCUACUCUGGGUCGGAAAAUAGUAUUUUAAAAGGGAGAAGAUAAGAGGGACGUGAAGCGUCGAGGCCUAUGACUAUUGACAGGUUUUGUAGCCUGGACGGCUCGGACCGCUUCUGGGACUGGAACCGGACAUGGCACUCCCACAGCCCAGACCUGACCCGGUGCUUCCAGCAGACGGUGCUGGUGUUGGUUCCCUGCAUCUACCUCUGGGUGUGCGCACCCUUCUACAUGCUGUACCUGAAGUCCCAUCAGCGGGGGUACAUCUGCAUGUCCCACCUGAACAGAGCCAAGACUGUCAUCGGUUUCCUGCUGUGGAUUAUCUGCUGGGCAGAUGUUUUCUACUCCUUCUGGGAAAGAGAGCAGAGGAUUUUCCGGGCGCCUGUGUACUUGGUCAGCCCACUGAUCCUGGGGGUCACCAUGCUCCUGGCGGCCCUGCUGACCCAGUACGAGCGUAUCCGGGGCGUCCAGUCCUCGGGCCUGAUGCUGAUCUUCUGGCUGGUGGCGCUGCUUUGUGCCUCUGUCUCCUUCCGCUCCAAAGUCCUGCAGGCGCUUGACGAGCCGGACACCGUGGACAUCUUCCGCUUCACCACAUUCUACACGUACUGGGCCCUGCUACUUGUGGAACUCAUCCUGGCCUGCUUCUCAGACCAACCCCCCCUCUUCUCCCAAAGCGUGAAGGACCCCAAUCCCUGCCCAGAAGAUGGGGCUUCCUUCCUGUCUAAGAUAACCUUCUGGUGGAUCACUGGGCUAUUGGUGCAGGGCUUCAGAAGACCCCUGGAGGAGAAGGACCUGUGGUCCCUGAAUGCCGAGGAUCGCUCCCAGCGCGUGGUCCCACAGCUGAUGCAUCACUGGGACAAUGAGUGCCACAGGGACACUAGGCCCCUGCUGAAGACCCUGUACUCCCCGAAACGGCCGGCCAAGCCCAAGAGCGACGACCCACCCCCGGAGGAGUCUGAGGUUCUGAUCCUCAACACGCCCCCCAAGAAGCACCAACCGUCCCUCCUGCUUGCCCUCUGCAUGACCUUCGGGCCAUACUUCCUGGUCAGCAGCGUCUACAAGAUCAUCCACGACAUCCUCAUGUUUGUCGGCCCUGAGAUUCUGCGGCUGCUGAUCAACUUUGUGAACGACCCUAGCAUCCCCUCCUGGCACGGCUACUUCUACACUGCUCUGUUGUUCGCGUGCGCCUGUGUGCAGACCCUGAUCCUGCAAAAGUACUUCCACGUGUGCUUCGUGACGGGCAUGAGGGUCCGCACCGCCGUUGUGGGCGCCAUCUAUCGGAAGGCCAUGGUGAUCACCAAUGCGGCCCGUCGCACCUCUACCGUGGGCGAGAUCGUUAACCUGAUGUCGGUAGACGCACAGCGCUUUAUGGACCUCAUCACGUACAUCAACAUGAUCUGGUCCGCCCCCCUGCAGGUGGUGCUGGCACUGUACUUCCUGUGGCAGAACCUGGGUCCAUCCGUGUUGGCCGGGGUAGCGGUGAUGAUCCUGAUGGUGCCGGUGAAUGCCGUCAUCGCCAUGAAGACCAAGACGUAUCAGGUGGCCCAGAUGAAGAGCAAGGACAGUCGCAUCAAGCUGAUGAAUGAGGUGCUGAACGGCAUCAAGGUGCUGAAGCUGUACGCCUGGGAGCUGGCCUUCCGGGACAAGCUGUCUGAGAUCCGCGAGAGCGAGCUGGCCGUGCUCAAGAAGAGCGCCUACCUGAGCGCCGUCUCCACCUUCACCUGGGUCUGCGCGCCGUUCCUGGUGGCGCUCUCCACCUUCGCAGUAUACGUCCUGGUGGACGAGAGAAACGUGCUGGAUGCCCAGAAGGCCUUCGUGUCCCUGGCGCUAUUCAACAUCCUGCGCUUCCCCCUCAACAUGCUGCCCAUGGUCAUCAGUAGCAUGGUGCAGGCCAGUGUGUCACUGAAGCGUCUGCGCGCGUUCCUAUCGCACGAGGAGCUGGAGGAGGACAGCGUGGACAGGAAGGGGAUAACUGGCUCCCCCAACAGCGUCAUGGUAGCCAAUGGCGUCUUCAGCUGGUCCAGCGGUGACACGCCCAUCCUGAAGGGGAUCAGCAUACGCAUUCCAGAGGGGGCUCUGGUCGCUGUGGUGGGUCAUGUGGGCUCUGGGAAGUCCUCGCUGCUGUCCGCCUUGCUCGGGGAGAUGCAGAGGCAGGAAGGCUCUGUGUCAGUCAAGGGCUCCGUGGCCUACGUGCCCCAGCAGGCCUGGAUCCAGAACGCGUCCCUGCGGGACAACAUCACCUUUGGCCGUGAGAGGAAGGAGGACUGGUACCAGCGGGUGGUGGAGGCCUGCGCUCUUGGACCUGACCUGGAGAUCCUGCCAGCUGGAGAUGCCACUGAGAUCGGGGAGAAGGGCGUGAACCUCUCCGGGGGGCAGAAGCAGCGGGUCAGCCUGGCACGGGCCGUGUACUGCGACCGCUCCGUCUAUCUACUGGACGACCCGCUGUCCGCCGUGGAUGCCCACGUCGGGAAGCACAUCUUCGAGGAAGUCAUCGGGCCCCGGGGGCUCCUGCAGGGCAGGACGCGCAUCCUGGUCACGCAUGGCCUGAGUUUCCUGCCGCAGGCCAACCUGAUCCUGGUCAUGGUGGACGGUGAGAUCACAGAGACUGGCUCGUACCAGGAGCUGCUCAGCCACCAGGGCGCCUUUGCAGAGUUCCUGAGGACAUAUGCCAACACCGAACAGGAGGAGGCGCCAGAGGAAGGAGAGAGUGAGGACCAGGAGGAUAAAGGGAGAGAAGGAGAUGGGAGCCUCCCUCAGAAAGGCCUGGAAAAUGGGGCUCCUUUGGGGAUGCUGAGUCAGAGCAGUUCCACCAAACCCCCACCAGAGGGCACCAGCAAGGCAGCUGACAAGGCAGCUGACGCUGGCAAGCUGACGGAGGCAGACAAGGCGAACACAGGCAGGGUCAAGUUGGCGGUCUUCUGGGAGUACAUGAAGGCCAUUGGCGUUUUCCUGUCCUUCUUCAGCAUCCUGCUCUUCCUCUGCCACCACGUCGCCUCGCUGUCCUCCAACUACUGGCUGAGCUUGUGGACGGAUGACCCCGUGGUGAACGGCACCCAGCCGUACACCAAGCUGCGCCUGGGCGUGUACGGCGCCUUGGGGCUCUGCCAAGGCAUCGCCGUGUUCCUGUACUCCAUCACGGUGUCCCUCGGCGGCAUGCUGGCCUCGCGGCACCUCCACCAGUCCAUGCUCUACAACGUGCUCCGCUCCCCCAUGUCCUUCUUCGAGCGCACGCCCAGCGGCAACCUGGUGAACCGCUUCUCAAAGGAGACGGACACCAUCGACUCGGUCAUCCCCAACAUCAUCAAGAUGUUCCUGGGCUCCAUGUUCAACGUGCUCAGCUCCUGCGCUAUGAUCCUCAUGGCCACGCCCCUGGUGGCUGUCAUCAUCCCUCCCCUUGGGCUGCUCUACUUUUUCGUGCAGCGUUUCUACGUGGCUUCAUCUCGCCAGCUGAAGCGCAUGGAAUCGGUGACUCGCUCCCCUGUGUACACUCACUUCAACGAGACCCUGCUGGGCACCAGCGUGAUCCGGGCCUUCGGUGACCAGGAGCGCUUCAUCUCCGAGAGCGACUGCCGCGUGGACUACAACCAGAAGGCGUACUACCCCAGCAUCGUGGCCAACAGGUGGCUGGCUGUGCGGCUGGAGUUCGUGGGGAACUGCAUCGUGCUGUUCGCGGCCCUGUUUGCUGUCAUAGCCCGGGAGAACCUCAGCGCGGGCAUCAUGGGUCUUUCGAUAUCGUAUGCUCUGCAGGUUACCGCCUCCUUGAACUGGCUGGUGCGAAUGUCUUCAGAGCUGGAGACCAACAUCGUCGCUGUGGAGAGAGUCAAGCAGUAUGAGGGCACUGAGAAAGAGGCGGCCUGGCAGCUGGAGCAGUCCACCCUCCCACAUGGCUGGCCCACCUCCGGACACAUCCAGGUCCAAGGAUUCGGCCUGCGCUACAGGGAGGACCUGGAGAUGGCGCUGAAGAACAUCUCCAUCACUAUAGAAGCUGGAGAGAAGGUUGGCAUUGUGGGACGGACUGGUGCUGGCAAGUCCUCCCUGACCCUGGGCCUGUUCCGCAUCAUCGAGGCUGCCAAAGGGGAGAUCCUCAUCGACGGCGUGAACAUCGCCAGGCUGGGUCUCCACGAGCUUCGCUCCCGCAUCACCAUCAUCCCUCAGGACCCUGUACUGUUCUCUGGGUCGCUGCGCAUGAACCUCGACCCCUUCGACCGUUACUCGGAUGAGGUGGUGUGGAGCGCCCUGGAGCUGGCCCACCUCAAGAGCUUCGUCUCCAGCCUGCCUGAUAAGCUGGGCCACGAGUGUUCAGAAGGAGGAGAGAACCUGAGUCUGGGUCAGCGUCAGCUGCUGUGUCUGGCCCGAGCUCUGCUGCGCAGAACCAAGGUGCUGGUUCUGGACGAGGCCACGGCCGCCGUGGACCUGGAGACGGACAACCUGAUCCAGUCGACCAUCCGCAGCCAGUUCGAGGACUGCACCGUGCUGACCAUCGCCCACCGGCUCAACACCAUCAUGGACUACACCAGGGUACUGGUGUUGGAGAAGGGCCAAAUCGUGGAGUUUGACACGCCAACUAACCUCCUUGCCCAGAAAGGAAUCUUCUAUAAGAUGGCCAAGGACUCUGGCCUGGUGUGAUGGCUGCCGUGACAGGAGCCUGGGAAGAACAGGAGGAGAUGGUUUGACUGCAGCUGGGGGUGGGGUCUUCGUGAUUAGCCCCCCCAACUUACGGACUCCCUCUCUACAAUCAUAAACUUCACUCCACUUCACUGACAAAGAUUUAUUUUUAUAGCUCCCACUAUAAUUAUUAAUAUUAUUGUAAUAUAUAUUUUUAUUAUAAUUAUUUUCUAUUACGAUGUGUAGUUUUCGUACUGGGCAUCCCGCUGCAGUGGAGGGGUGCUGUUCUGACAGUGAAUCCCAUUUCCUGAGGUGUGUGUGUGUGUGUGAGAGAGAGAGAGAGAUCUGAGCUUUGGAUCGACACCCUGGCCUCAUGCCGGCUGUCACGAUUAGCCCGCACGGAGGCGGGUCAGAAGACGGGCAACACGGACAGAGACUCGUCACCCAGGACAGCACUAACGCUAAAACGUCCAGCCGGCCAGGGCAUUGUGCCGUUUGCCGAUUAGCACCCCUCCCUCUUGGGUUCAGAGAUCCCCCGGUGCUGAGCUUCUAGCCGGGGACCGACUGCUGUUUAUCUGACUUUACCAUUUCAUCUGAAGCUGCUUGGUUUGCCUUCCCGGGUGUUAAAACACAGAAGCUGUUUGAGGUGGACUGUCUGGCUCAGCAGUGCUCUCACCGCACCAGCCACCUCACACUAUUACCUCAUUCUUCAGGGGCGGGGGGGGCGCAAUUCAUGUUGUGAAUGUAUUUUCAUCGAUGUUGCCAUUGUUUUGGGGAUCCUUUGCAAAUAGUCUGUCGGAACCAUCCUGACGCAGGCGCCUGUAUCCUGAGCACUGUGGUCCUCCGGAGCAAGAGAAAUUCUGGCUUUUAAUAGUCGGAGGGAGCAGCAAGUGGCUCAGAGAGACUGGUGUUCAGGCAGGUUGCGCUUUGUUCUUUUGUUUUUUUUUUUUUGGUGGAACCAAACGCUGAUUUCAUUCAAAGCUGAACAAUUGUACAGGAUCACAAUGGCUUUAAAUUUUUGCAUCUGGUUUAAGUGAGACUUUUACAAACUUAUUCAUAGACAGUAGAUUCAAAACCAGCCUUUUUUUAAAGCUGAGAUGUUAUGCUGUAAAGUCUUUUGAUAACGUCAUUGUUUAUCUUGCAGGAUCUCUCUCUAAAUGUUUUGAUUUUGACAUCCAAAGACGGGCAUCUUUCAAGUCCUCUGCCCUGAGUACCAGUGGGGCUGCUUGUGUUUAGCUGGGCCCUGUUUGCUCAAUAGUACAGGCCAACCUGCGUGUUAGACUAUCACCGAAGAUCAGGGUGCUAUCUGGGUUACCAUUAUGCUGCAUCUCUCCUGCGUCUCUUCGUGGGUGGGUGGUGCGUCCAGCUCCUCGUCAGUGCUGCUGAGGUUGUCCUGCUAGCUUGCUUACCUGCCAAGUGUCAAUUCUAUGGCGUUUCCAUAGCAACGGUCUUACCAGGUCAUGUGUUUCUUAGAAGUCUCAGAUAAUCAUGCUUUGUCACGCCGAGGAGCCCAUGCUCUGACCUGGACCUGUAUGUUGACAUUUCUCAGCUCAUCGCUGAUCAUACUGAAUAUUCUCUCCCAGCAGAUCGUUUCCCGUAGCGCGCAGAGGGUUGGUAGCUCAGGCGACGCUCAUUAACGCGAGUCAUUGUCUUCUGUAUGUUCAUAAAUACUCAUAACGCUCCUUGUUAAAUAUAAGGUCAUACUAAUUAGCGCACCUUGGAGGCUUGGUCCUUACAAGCUACGUCAUUGUUACUCUUUGGAAUUGUUACAUUUGCCAGCACUUUCCUCCAGUUAGAGUAGCAGUUGAUUGCAGUGUAUUUUUUUAGUUAGCUAGGGCUGUUGCUAACCUCUCAUAGGUAGAGGUGCGAUGGUGGGUCCCUGCACUGCUGCUUGACGUUACACCCAGCAGCUGCUGAGUGUAUCACGCUCCCGCCAUGAACGGCACGGUCGUCGGCCACUUCCCGCUGGUCCGCGUGUCUCCAGUGACAUUUCCGCGGAUCCCCCUGUGUGACGUAGAUGCUGACACCACCAAAAUAAGUUUGUGUGAAAGAAUUGUACUGUUUAAAUAUUUAUAUAAUUAUAUAUGUUCCAAAAAAAUUGCAUUUAAUAGGUUGGAGAGUGUUGAACUGAAAUGCUGUUAAACAUGCAAAAUAAAAGCUUUGAUUUCUUUA
Paramormyrops kingsleyae is the source of this 6839-nucleotide messenger RNA. RefSeq names its product ATP binding cassette subfamily C member 1 (ABCC1 blood group) (gene abcc1). The record is from RefSeq and is a predicted model, not a curated record. Gene Ontology annotation, molecular function: ATP hydrolysis activity; ABC-type xenobiotic transporter activity; glutathione transmembrane transporter activity. Lineage: Eukaryota; Metazoa; Chordata; Actinopteri; Osteoglossiformes; Mormyridae. Gene Ontology annotation, cellular component: basolateral plasma membrane. Gene Ontology annotation, biological process: glutathione transmembrane transport; xenobiotic transport.